AUGCCUGCGCUCGUCGACGAAGAGACCGCCCCCGGGCGCCUUCUGCUGCUGUCCAACCGGCUGCCCAUUACCAUUAAGCGUUCCGAUGACGGCAGCUACACCUUCUCCAUGUCCUCUGGCGGUCUCGUCACCGGCCUCAGCGGACUGUCAAAAACCACUAGCUUUCAAUGGUACGGCUGGCCGGGCCUCGAGGUUCCCGAGAACGAGAUCGCCGGCAUGAAGCAGCGUCUUAAGGACGAGUACGACGCCCACCCCGUCUUCAUUGACGACGAGCUUGCCGACAAGCACUACAACGGCUUCUCCAACUCCAUCCUCUGGCCACUCUUCCACUACCACCCCGGCGAAAUCACAUUUGACGAGAGCGCAUGGGCCGCCUACCGUGAGGUCAAUCGCCUGUUCGCAAAGGCCGUUGUUCAGGAUGUUCAAGACGGCGACCUGAUCUGGGUUCAUGACUACCACCUAAUGCUGUUGCCCGAGAUGUUGCGCGAGGAAAUCGGCGACUCCAAGAAGAACGUCAAGAUUGGUUUUUUCCUGCACACACCCUUCCCUUCCUCCGAGAUCUACCGUAUCCUGCCCGUCCGCGAGGCCCUCCUCACAGGCGUCCUCGACUGCGACCUCAUUGGUUUUCACACAUACGACUAUGCUCGCCACUUCCUGAGCAGUUGCUCUCGCAUUCUUGGAACACCCACCACCCCGAACGGAGUCGAUUACAACGGCAAAUUCGUUACUGUCGGCGCAUUCCCUAUCGGCAUCGAUCCUGAGAAGUUCGUCGAGGGUCUCAAGAAGCCCAAGGUACAGGAGCGGAUUGAGGCCCUGAGCCGCAAGUUCAACGGUGUCAAGCUCAUCGUUGGUGUCGACCGUCUUGACUACAUCAAGGGCGUCCCGCAGAAGCUCCAUGCCUUAGAGGUUUUCCUGACCGAGCACCCCGAAUGGAUCGGUAAAAUUGUGUUAGUACAGGUCGCCGUGCCUUCACGGCAGGACGUCGAGGAGUAUCAGAACCUGCGCGCCGUCGUCAACGAGCUUGUCGGCCGCAUCAAUGGCAAGUUCGGUACCAUCGAGUUCAUGCCCAUCCACUUCCUGCACCAAAGUGUGUCGUUCGACGAACUUACAGCCCUGUACGCCGUCUCCGACGUAUGUCUCGUUUCUUCCACUCGCGACGGUAUGAACCUGGUCUCGUAUGAGUACAUUGCGACCCAGCGCGAGCGCCACGGCGUCAUGAUUCUCUCCGAGUUCACCGGUGCCGCCCAAUCCCUUAACGGCUCCCUUAUCGUCAACCCCUGGAACACAGAGGAGCUGGCGAACGCCAUCCACGACGCCGUCACCAUGUCUCCCGAGCAGCGCGAGACCAACUACAAGAAACUCGAGCGCUACGUUUUCAAGUACACGUCCUCAUGGUGGGGCCAGUCCUUCGUCGCCGAGAUGACCCGCCUCUCCCAGGAGACGUCGCAGUCCAAGACACUCCGGAACAUCAGCGGAAACGUUGUCGGCCAGGUCAGCAAGGCGCUACACGGCGCCAUUGAGGGUGCUUCGAACCUGACUGGCGGCAAGGACAGUGCAGACGAGACGAAGCAAGAAGCAUAG
This is a messenger RNA of Colletotrichum higginsianum IMI 349063, 1581 nucleotides long. Its product is annotated as Alpha,alpha-trehalose-phosphate synthase (UDP-forming). Gene Ontology annotation, cellular component: cytosol; alpha,alpha-trehalose-phosphate synthase complex (UDP-forming). The record is from RefSeq and is a predicted model, not a curated record. The coding region runs from base 1 to 1581 and encodes 526 amino acids. Gene Ontology annotation, biological process: trehalose biosynthetic process; cellular response to heat. NCBI's taxonomy places the organism in Eukaryota, Fungi, Ascomycota, Sordariomycetes, Glomerellales, Glomerellaceae. The transcript has 3 exons. Gene Ontology annotation, molecular function: alpha,alpha-trehalose-phosphate synthase (UDP-forming) activity.